Anastrepha ludens (Mexican fruit fly) is the source of this 2174-nucleotide messenger RNA. Its product is annotated as protein DENND6B. Gene Ontology annotation, molecular function: guanyl-nucleotide exchange factor activity. The coding region runs from base 75 to 1946 and encodes 623 amino acids. The transcript is spliced from 2 exons. The record is from RefSeq and is a predicted model, not a curated record. NCBI's taxonomy places the organism in Eukaryota, Metazoa, Arthropoda, Insecta, Diptera, Tephritidae. Gene Ontology annotation, cellular component: recycling endosome.
GUCAAUUUGUUUAGUAAUUUAGGAAAUGUAUUGUUUCAAUUGACGAAGUGAAAGUUGAUGCAUAAGAUAGCAGAAUGACGGACAAAUCACUUGUUGCAAAAAUCUCGAAUGAUAAAAACAAGUUCUUAACAGCUUCGAAUAAAUAUGGUGAUACAGGUUGUGCAAAAAAUGAAGACUACUGGUCGUGUUUUUCGCAAUGGAUUCAUUGCAUGUGUGUGGUAACAUUUGAUUUGAACAUUGGACAAGCUCUCGAAUUUGUUUACCCACCACAAUUUAUGCCUACUGAGGUAGAAACGGCAAAUAUAUGUUAUAUGGCUUUUCCCGAUUCGAACUCUGGAUGCAUGGGCGACACAAAAUUCCAUAUGCGUUUUCGGAGAACACCUAGCGAAAGUGACAAUAAAAAUCUGACACGGAUAUUCCACUCAUAUAAUUCUGAUUGCAUAUCCGUUCUUCGUGUAGAUGAAUCCCAUUUCUGGGGGUUUGUUUACUUUCGUCAAAAGCGCGAUUCUAAUCUUCCGCGGGGUUACUUUCAAAAAAGUUUUAUCUUAGUCACACAUUUGCCGUUCUGCAAUCUUUUCUAUGAUAUUGUCGCCCAAUUAGCACCGAAGUACUUUGAAGAGGGAAACUCAAUACUAGAAGAUGCCUGUAGUCAAAUAAACAGCAUGUGGCCAACUUUACAAGCAGGCGUCCCAUUAGAUUUACAAUUAUUUGAUCACAUAUACCAAAUAAAUAUACCGGCAAUUAGUGGAAAAAAGUCAAAUCCUAUAGUAUUAAGGAAAGAAAUAUAUAAAGAUACCUCCUACAGUUCAUUUUCAAUAAAAACGUUGAACUCAGUUUACGAACUCGAGCUAUUUAAAAGCUUAAGCUUCACCGUGGAGAAUUUAUAUACUUUAUGGGAAUUGGUGCUUAUCGCUGAACCACUGGUAAUUGUUGGCACCUCACCUGCGGAUUGCUCACAUAUGGUGCAGACUCUUGUAUCACUCAUAAGUCCAAUUGAGUACUGUGCUGAAGCGCGACCUUACUUUACUAUACAUGACAGUGAAUUCAAAGAGUUUACUAGAGAGUAUGGAAAAACUCCACCUCCAGUGAUUCUAGGUGUAACAAAUCCUUUUUUCAUAAAGUUGCUCAAGGAUUGGCCACACAUGCUGCGACUAGUGGAUAAUCAGAUGAACAUGCAGCAACAUCAACAAUUUCAUAAAAACAUGCGAAAUUCAGACUCGGUAACAUCAUUCAACUCAAGCAGUACAAGCAUAAUAAGAAAGAGUUUACCUAGUACAGGCGCUUCCCUAACAUCAAACACAAAUGCAGCUGCAGGCGACGGAACGUCACCUGGAUUAUACACAAAAUAUAAACCAUUUCUUAAAAAAGACAAGAAUUUAAUUAAAAAAGUGUUAGCCGGCAUUAAAACUAAACGACCAGAUCAUGUACAAACUGCAUUAAUACGCCGACAUCUACUGGAACUUACCCAAAGUUUUAUGAUACCAUUGGAACGUUAUAUAGCUUCACUAAUGCCGUUGCAGAAAGACAUAAGUCCUUUCAAGUCUGCGCCGAACGCAAACACUUUUAAAUUGGACGAUUUUUUGGCUACUAUUGAACAAUCUGGGCCACAUUUAACAUCACCCUUAAAAGGUGAUUGGAAGGGUUUAUAUCGGAGGUUUUUUAAUUCACCUAAUUUUCGUGGUUGGUACGACUCAAGACAUCGUGAACUACAAUUAACAUUACAGGAUUUGCAGCUUCAAGCACUUUCAGUAGCUAACCUCGAACAAUGGGCGCGAGAUAAACAGGAGGUGGAAAUUAUUGAUAUGAUACUGAAAUUAAAACAAAAAUUGAAUCUCUAUGCCGGCAGUAGUAAUAAUAAUAGCUCAACUCGAGAGCAAAUACGUGCCCAAAUCAACUGUAUGAAAGAUCUACUGCCCAAUGAUUUAAAAAAUGUAGUUAAUAUUUGAUAUGUAAAUUGAUGGGAAAUUUAAAACUAUCAAAAUUUUAGGUAAUUUUUCUUGUAUGGUAAAACAUUAAUACAGUUUUGUUUUUUACUUUUAACGAAAAUAGAAUAAGAUAAAAUAUUUAAACAAGUUAUAUCUGUUUUUAAGAAACAAACAGUGCAAUAGUCCUCAAAUCAUCGAAUGUCGUCCAGAUUGAAAAAAAUAUAUAUUUAUAUAUAUUGCAUAUUGUAA